AUGUGGCUUUCAGACACACAAAAGAUUGGUGUCGGGUUAACGGCGUUUGGAUCCUUUUUUAUGCUACUUGGUGUUUUACUUUUAUUUGACGGAGGUUUACUGGCUAUAGGCAAUAUACUAUUUAUAUCAGGAAUAACUUUGAUUAUUGGAGUACUUUUAGUAUUUAUCAAAUGGCCAGUGUUGGGAAUGGUGAUCGAACUAUUUGGUUUCCUAAAUCUAUUUGGUGAUUUCUUCCCUGUCGUCAUCAGCUUCCUUCGGAAACUACCCGUAAUUGGAAGUUUAUUGAACGCACCCGGUAUUUCACAGGUCGUAGACAAAAUAACCGGUUCAAAGUUACCAGUUUAA
Messenger RNA from Dentiscutata erythropus, 345 nucleotides. NCBI's taxonomy places the organism in Eukaryota, Fungi, Glomeromycota, Glomeromycetes, Diversisporales, Gigasporaceae. The record is from the annotation of a GenBank genome assembly.